Messenger RNA from Histoplasma mississippiense, 141 nucleotides. RefSeq lists its product with no specific name. The record is from RefSeq and is a predicted model, not a curated record. NCBI's taxonomy places the organism in Eukaryota, Fungi, Ascomycota, Eurotiomycetes, Onygenales, Ajellomycetaceae. The transcript has 3 exons. The coding region runs from base 1 to 141 and encodes 46 amino acids.
AUGUGGAAAGAAAAAUCUUCAUUCCUGGACAUUUCCAUUUCCAAUUGCGAUAAAACACACACCGCCCCUCAAAUCCCCAAUAUCCUAUUCCAAAAUAACACUCCUGCCUUGACUACCUGCUGGCGUGUGCUAGCCAGCUGA